AACCAACUCUUUGAAAUAACGAACCCCAACUUCGUUUCCAUCGCCGCCCUCGGCGCAAUCCGGAGUUCCGGACCUCCCGAGGCUCCCCCUGACACGCGCCCUCGCCCAUUUAUGUACUCUGCAAAAAUUCCUCCUCCCCGACCAUUUCGUUCCUGGCUUCACUCCUCUCUUCUUCUCCUUUCUUCGCAUUCGGUUCGGGCACCUGCGAGCUCUCGCCGGGAUCUCUCAUGGCCGCCGUCGCCGGAUCGAGCGUUGCUGCUCUCGCCUCAUGCCGUGUCGCCAGCCGGCCCGAGAGCUCCGGUGGUCGGAUGCUCGGGUUCCCGCAGCAGAGCGUGAACCCGGCUCUCGGCGGAGGCCGAUCGAGUCAGCUCCGGAGCCUGCCGUCUCUUCGCUGCCGGAGCGGGAGCUUGAUUGCCGGUGUAAGAGCUCAGGUUGCCACUGUCGAAAAAGUGAGCACAGAAGGUGCUCAAAACGUAGAAUCGCCGGUCGUGAUAGUUACCGGCGCCUCCAGGGGUAUUGGUAAAGCCGUUGCAUUAUCACUGGGUAAAGCAGGUUGCAAGGUCCUAGUAAAUUAUGCCAGAUCAUCGAAGGAAGCCGAUGAAGUGGUCAAAGAGAUAGAGGCAUGUGGUGGUCAAGCUCUUACUUUUGGUGGGGAUGUUUCAAAAGAGGCUGAUGUCGAAGCUAUGAUUAAGACUGCGGUGGAUGCAUGGGGAACUGUGGAUGUAUUGAUAAACAAUGCAGGGAUCACUCGGGAUGGGUUACUGAUGAGAAUGAAGAUAGCCCAAUGGCAGGAGGUCAUUGAUCUGAAUCUGACUGGUGUUUUCCUCUGCACUCAGGCAGCAGCUAAAAUUAUGAUGAAGAAAAGAAAGGGAAGGAUAGUAAACAUUGCAUCAGUUGUUGGCCUUGUGGGUAAUGUUGGGCAGGCCAACUACAGUGCUGCAAAAGCGGGGGUUAUUGGCCUAACAAAGACUGUAGCAAGAGAAUAUGCAGGCCGAAACAUCAAUGUUAAUGCUAUCGCUCCAGGGUUCAUUGCAUCUGAUAUGACUGCCAAACUUGGGGAAGAAAUGGAAAAGAAAAUCUUGGAGACAAUUCCUUUAGGAAGGUAUGGAAAGCCAGAAGAAGUUGCUGGACUGGUGGAAUUUCUGGCCAUCAAUCCUGCAGCCAGCUACAUUACGGGACAGGUCUUCACGAUAGAUGGUGGAAUGGUCAUGUAGAGUAUUAUACCUGCUUUGUUGAAGCCUGAAUAGAACUUAUAAUUGCAGAGCAUAGCCUACAUGGCAGGGAUUCACAUGUGACCAGUGGUAUGACAUUUGAGCCCAUGUUGAAAACUUAUAAUUCCUUAGGAUGGGCAAUAAUGAGGUUUUUGAGGCGAGAAUUGAGAUUAUCAGCUUCAACUGAUCACACAGAACCAUUUGUCAUGUUUGACAUACUUGUUCAUGAAAUACCAUUGUAUGGUCAUUUUUAGCUCGAUCAGGAAGGUGAAAUUUGCUGUCUUGAAUUACAAGUCUAGGGAAUUUGUUCGUCUUCUCCUUCAACCCCAAA
Messenger RNA from Rhodamnia argentea, 1542 nucleotides. RefSeq names its product 3-oxoacyl-[acyl-carrier-protein] reductase 4-like. NCBI's taxonomy places the organism in Eukaryota, Viridiplantae, Streptophyta, Magnoliopsida, Myrtales, Myrtaceae. The transcript is spliced from 11 exons. The coding region runs from base 228 to 1214 and encodes 328 amino acids. Gene Ontology annotation, molecular function: 3-oxoacyl-[acyl-carrier-protein] reductase (NADPH) activity; NAD binding. Gene Ontology annotation, biological process: fatty acid biosynthetic process. The record is from RefSeq and is a predicted model, not a curated record.